AUGAGGGUUCUCCUGUUCUUUGCUCUUCUGGUUCUAACCACCGCUGACAAACGUCCUCCCACAAAUUAUGGAGCUCCAAAUGGAGGUUUCCGUAAUGGGCUCGGUGCCUCAAAUGGAGCCCCGAGCAAUGGUUACACACUCCAGGAAGCAAUGGCUGCUCCAAGCAAUGGAUAUGGAGCUCCCCCACGUAAUGGAUAUGGAGCUCCCCCAAGUAACAGGUAUGGUCCCCCAACAGGUUCUUAUGGACUAGAUCCGGAGCUGGUUGCUUUGCAGGAAAACAUCCCCGGAGGUGGCGUCCCUGGUGAAGACUACCCAGUCUUGUCUUCUCCACCAGAUACUGGCUUCUCCUGUGAUGACCAGGCAGUGCCUGGUUAUUACGCUGACACCGCUCCUGAUGCCAGCUGCCAGGUGUUCCACAUUUGCCAGGACCGUGCCCUCAGACGUCAGAAGGACUCAUUCCUGUGCCCCAACGGUACCAUCUUCAACCAGCAGUACCUGGUGUGUGACUGGUGGUUCAACGUAGACUGUUCUCAGGCUGAGAACUUCUACUCUGUCAACGAACAGAUUGGUGUCGUCCCCAGUGUUGGCUAUGGUUAUGGUCCUAUUGCCAGUGGCAUCGCCAAUGGAAUCACUAAUGGAAAUAUCAACAGAUAUAAUAAUGGUAAUAGGUACAAUGGCAAUGGCAACCGAAGAAAUUUAAAUGGUGCAAAUCUUUAUGGACUCAAUGGAAAUGGUAGGAACGGCAAUGUUGCAAAUGGUAAGAAUGGGAAUGGAGUCAGAAAUGGAUACAAUGCUCCAAUUGCUCCCUCCACGUCGUAUGGAACUCAGUUUUAA
Molecule: messenger RNA, 834 nt
Organism: Cherax quadricarinatus
Lineage: Eukaryota; Metazoa; Arthropoda; Malacostraca; Decapoda; Parastacidae
Source: RefSeq, a predicted model, not a curated record